Neopsephotus bourkii (Bourke's parrot) is the source of this 2373-nucleotide messenger RNA. RefSeq names its product mitoguardin 1 (gene MIGA1). Gene Ontology annotation, biological process: mitochondrial fusion. NCBI's taxonomy places the organism in Eukaryota, Metazoa, Chordata, Aves, Psittaciformes, Psittacidae. The record is from RefSeq and is a predicted model, not a curated record. The transcript is spliced from 16 exons. Bases 345 to 2150 code for a protein of 601 amino acids.
UUAAGGCUGCUGUCAGAUCUUUUAACUCUCUUAGCUAGCAAACAGGUUCUUCCAACAGUAUUGAAAUGGGAUUGUUGUCAUGUAUGGAUUUAGAGAAUAUAAGAAGUGAACUGUCAGCUGAUAAAAGCAGGCUGAGUCCUCUGUAGAUCCUGGUUAUACAUGCACAGGUGUCUGCACAGAGCAGUGUGAAGGAAUGGGGCCUAAACUGAAUCAGCAAAUUCACUGUCUCCUCAUGAAGCACAAAUCUCCAGUCAGAAACAUCAAUCAAACAAAGUAUUCUGGAGACCACCUGUGACUGUUUUCAAGAUAGUGCCACUUAAUGAGGUUAUGGGAAAGAAGGAGCCAUGUCAGAAGAAGCUGUUACUGAGGCACGAUUUUCUCUGAAGACAGUAGCCUUACGGGUAUUUCAUCUUCCCCUUUCCUGGUAUCAUUCUCUCAACCAGCUAAAGCUCUCACCUGGGUUAAAGAAGCUUUUCACGGUAACAGCAGUGAGUACGAUAUCUGUUAUUUUUCUGGCCCAUCACUUUAAAAGAAGACGUGGAAAGAAAAACAAGAAAGUGCCAGCAUGGGAACCAAGUCAUCUGGUACUAGAGUGUACUAAAGCAGCUGCAUCAGAAAAAGGUUCUAGUUGUUCCAGUAGUCGGCAAAACUUGACCCUUUCUCUGAGCUCUGUGAAGGAAAAAGGAUCUCAGUCUUGUAUCUAUGCAAAUGGAGGACUUUUCAGUAAAUGCUCUGGUUCAGUUCAAAGCCUGGCCUCGGUUCAGAGUGCCACUUCUUGCCACAGUUGUGCUUGUGGCAAUUCAAAUUCCUGGGAUAAAGCAGAUGAAGAUGAUAUUAAGCUUGUCAACAUUCCAGUGACCACACCUGAAAAUUUGUACUUGAUGGGUAUGGAGCUUUUUGAAGAAGCACUGCGCCGGUGGGAGCAGGCACUAACUUUCCGUAACAGGCAAGUUGAAGAUGAAGCAAGUUGUGGUUCCAUUAAGCUGGGAGCAGGAGAUGCAAUUGCAGAAGAAAGUGUAGAAGAUAUCAUUAGUGCUGAAUUCAUUCAUAAGCUCGAAUCCCUUCUUCAAAGAGCUUACCGUCUUCAGGAGGAGUUUGAAGCCACCCUUGGGGUCUCUGAUCCUGCUUCUCUAGGUAAUGAUAUUGAUAAAAAUACAGACAUUACUGUAAAGGAUAAUAUGGAUGAUUUCGGCCUUCGAGAUACAUUAAGCAUUGCAUCAACAGACUCCUUUGUUUCCACAGCUGAGCUUACAGAGCACAGAGAGAUUCGGAAUACGUAUGGUCUUGAUUCCCUUUGCCAUUGCCCAUUGUAUGAAGAAGCUAUGCACUUAGCAGAGGAAGGCAAAAUUUAUUCACGAGUGUUAAGGACUGAAAUGUUUGAAUGUCUAGGAGACAGUGACUUCCUUGCUAAGCUCCACUGUAUUCGACAAGCUUUUCAGGUAAUUCUUUCAGAGACAGCAAACAGAAUAUUUCUUGCUGAAAGUGGAAGAAAAAUUUUGUCUGCUUUAAUUGUGAAAGCACGAAAGAAUCCAAAGAAAUUUGAAGAUGUGUUUGAUGAAAUGAUAUAUUUUCUGGAACAAACAGAUCACUGGGAUAAUACUGAAAUGGAACUUGCUGCUACAGGAGUGAAAAACCUGAAUUUUUAUGAUGUCGUUCUGGACUUCAUAUUAAUGGAUUCAUUUGAAGAUUUAGAAAAUCCACCAAUAUCUAUACAGAAUGUAGUAAAUAACCGCUGGCUAAAUUCCUCUUUCAAAGAAACAGCUGUGGCUUCAAGCUGUUGGUCAGUCCUGAAGCAGAAGAGACAGCAAGUGAAGGUGCCUGAUGGAUUUUUUGCACAUUUCUAUGCUAUAUGUGAACAUAUCAGCCCUGUUUUGGCAUGGGGCUUUUUGGGUCCUAGAAACUCCCUUUAUGACCUAUGCUGCUUCUUCAAGGAUCAAGUGCUUUUCUUCCUCAAAGACAUUUUUGAUUUUGAAAAGGUGAGAUACUCAACUAUGGAGAGUUUGGCUGAAGAUCUUUUGCAAUUAUUAAUCCGACACACUGAACUUUUAAUGGCCUAUCUUGGAACAGAUUCACUGAGACAUGUCAAUACUUGUGUAAGUGGUCCUGGGCAUGUCGUGACCAGUGGGCUCUUAGAAGCAAAAGUACAGUAAGCUUAAAAUCAUUGACAAAUGAAAUGGAGUGUGCCUGAUAUACUCCUUCCCACCUUUCUCUCUAACACUGAAGUUAUCAUUGCUGUUACUGAGCAAGCGUCUGAAAAUGUAUCAUGUUGCUAAGUAUGGAAAAGGACUCAGGGAGGUUAAAUGUACAUCUGUGAAAAGAACUGGUGAGCAUAUUGUUGUAUAUACCUAAAUUAAAUUUGCAGCUCCGCUGUCA